AUGAACCCAUCAACGUUUUCCGGAAAUUUCUUGUUCAGCAAUCCGACAAGAGCCAAAAGCAAAGGGAAUGUUUGUCAUUUUAUCGACAUAUUCGAUUUUAUCUUUGUUGCACAUCCUGAUUCCGGACGUACUGAAGGCAGAGAAAGUGAACGAAUUUUUUAUUUCAACAGUCCUCAAAAUGAAUCAGUGGAAAAGCAGACGCAGAUAACAGGUUUCGCGGAAGCGGUUGUUAAUUUUACUGAAAAUUUCACCGAAAAAAAGGAUGAAUCAGAAUUUCAAUAUCGUUAUGUGAAUACUUCCAAACAAUUGCAUGUGUAUAUUCAAGUAGAAUCUGGAAAGUUUAUUGUGGGAGCCGGUAUAAACAAAGAACUUAGCAUCAAUGAGGAUUACAUUAUACGGGGAUCAGCUAUCAAAGCAGUUCUAAUAACGGCUUACAAAAUGUUUCGUCUAUUUUUUGGUCCUUUCACUCGACUUGCAGGAGGUAAUUAUGCGCAUUUGAAGGAUCAUUUGGAGUAUUUCUUCUCACGUUAUCUUCCACAACUUCGUCUCCAUCGCAUGCCUUUACUGGACGUGUUUUGUGGUGUUAAUUAUUUAUCUUUAGACGGCAUAAAUUAUUUACGGAUUGAAAACCUUUUGGAUGAUUUAGUGGAAACUUUUCCUCAAAUUUCGAAAACUAUAUUCUUUUAUCAGGAGCGCCUAAUAACCUACAGUGUUUCCAAAACCGAUUUACCUAUACUUUAUCGAUAUUUCACGCAGCAUCUUCUUAGCAGAUCAUUGAAGGAAGAAUUGCAACCUGAAAAAUGUAGCAGGACGGACUCAGUCCAUCGAGGGAAAUUUCUGACAGGUUUAGCGAUGCCGGCCAAAAAUCCUUCAAUCAACGACAAAUAUGAUGCGAAGUUACCGGUUGUUUAUUUAUGUGAUGAUAAUAACGAACGGAGGCUUGUACCUUAUGAAAUGAUCGUUUAUCGUGCUUUGAACGCUACAGUUUGUAUGUUCAGUCAAAUAAGCAUUGAUGCCCAAUUUCUGCAGCGAUUAGAUGAAUAUCUUGGACCGGAAUUAACUGCCUUAGCAUCUCUCGUGGCUGAAUCAUAUGGUACUUUGAACGAUAUAUCAAGGAAGGAAAACGAGUUUCAUUUCGUGUAUUUCAAUCCGGAAAGUAUGAGUCUUAAGACAAGUCUUGCGGAAAAUAUUGAUUCCAGCCGCAGCUCAAAUUUACCCCCUGUUCCAUCUUCAGUGUACAAGUCGGUUUGUGAUAUAUUUGAUGAAUUCUUAGAAGGCAAUGAUUUUGGCGAAACAUCAACUAAAUUAGAUACCGAUUGGUGGCUUGUUAUCAAGAAAGUAAAUAAACGAUUUUUACUGCUCAUGUUACGAAAUGCUACACUUACUGCACCGGCUGAAGUGCAACAGUAUGUUAAUGAUAUUAUCAAAAUCAACUUCGACGCUGUAUUUUUGUUUUGA
Messenger RNA from Cercopithifilaria johnstoni, 1458 nucleotides. The record is from the annotation of a GenBank genome assembly. NCBI's taxonomy places the organism in Eukaryota, Metazoa, Nematoda, Chromadorea, Rhabditida, Onchocercidae.